GUUCUUCAAACCAUCUCAGGUAUUUUCAUAUGGAAAAUGUAUAUUUAUUUUGCAAUGCUAAUCGAAAUAGCCUUUAUUUAUUAGUGCGUCCAAAUAGAAGAGGAACAUAAGUCUUUUAACCCAUUUCCUUUAUCAAAGUUAUUCAUUAUUUUUGGUCUUACAGAGUAUGAAACCAUGGACACAAAUGCUGUUUUUCUACUUGGCACAUGGCUUAAAGUUGAUUUUACAAGAUUUCAUUUGUAUCAUAACUAAGACAUAACUGACCCAUACAUACCUUUGUGUUUGCUACUAAAACAUACUAAGCAUUUCUUCAGAAGAUUUUGCAGUCUGAGUUGCUUCUUCCUUUGCAUAAUGUUCUUCUGCUGCAUUGAUGUUUGGCUGGUCAAACCGUAGUCAUCAUCAUCAUCAUCGCUAUCAUAACAGUUCAGUCGCGCACUUGCAGGAAACCGCCUCGCCUGUCUCCUUGACACACCCUUAGCUAUUGUUGGCACAGUAUGCGCGCGACAACCUUGAAAUUCCCACACGCGCGUUCAGUUGCACGGUGAAAUCUUGUACUACGUGGAUGCAUUAUUCUUCUCAGGAAAAAAAGGAAAGAAGGACAAGCCAUUUAUGCGGAUAAAGGAAGAUGCACAAACGCCGAGCAGAGUGCAGGUAAACACGGGCACGGCCAUCGCGCAUCCCCUAUAGAUGCCCACACUACCGCACAUCACACACUACGCACAGACACACUCCGCUCAUCAACUUGUAAUGAGAGAUCGCUGCUCAAAGCCGUGCAUUUUUCCUGGAAACGGCGAGGAAAGUACUCUUUAUGUGAGAGAUGACUGAGUGAGUUGCGCGGAUGUUGGAGACAUGGAGAAACGGGCUCUUGUAACGGCGAUCAGCUUGUCCAUGAGCCUGCUCGCGCUCACGCUGCUGGUCACGGCGAUCUUUACCGACCACUGGUACGAAACCGACACCAGGAGCCACAAGGAGAACUGCGACCAAUACGGGUCGGAGUCCAACGACCAGAAGAACAGGGAGAUGCCCAUCUAUCACCUGCCUUUGGUGGACAGUGGGGACGCGAAGCGCAACCUGGCUCUCAUGAAGCCCAUCCACGUAGGGAGUCGAGAGGAGGAACUGCUGGAGAACUGGAGAGCGAUUUUGGGCAUGGGCAUUUUGGAGACGGAGUGCGGGCGCCCGCUGUUCUCCACCUACUCUGGACUUUGGAGGAAAUGCUACUUCCAGGGAAUGGACAGGGAUAUUGACAAACUAAUUUCUAAGGGUAUUGCAGACCGAUGCACAUCUGUCAAGUACCAUUUCUCCCAACCCAUUAGACUCAGGAACAUCCCUCUCAACCUGACAAGGACCAUACAGCAGGACGAGUGGCACCUCUUACAUCUGAGACGCAUUACAGCGGGGUUCUUGGGCAUGGCUGCUGCCGUGAUGCUGUGUGGUAGCAUUGUGGCCGCCGUGGGGUUUUUCUGGGAGGAGAGCCUCACCCAGCAUGUGUCUGGACUCCUGUUCCUUAUGGCAGGAAUCUUUUGCACAAUCUCACUGUGUACCUACGCGGCCAGUGUCUCGUACGACUUAUCCAGGAACCCUCCCUUCAUCUACGGUCUGCCCAGUGAUGUAGACCACGGGUACGGGUGGUCCAUCUUCUGUGCAUGGGUCAGUCUGGGCCUAACAGUGGCGUCAGGUUGCAUCUGUACAACUUAUCCCUUCCUGAGCCGCUCAAAGGCUCUUCGCUCCAAAACAGCAAGGGAAUCGUCUGUAUGAGCGCGGCCUUGAGGACUCAGCACGACAUUAAUCAGCACUUGGCGCUUUAGUAAAACGGGUUCAAGUGGGACUUCAUGCUGUAUGGAGCCGUUUUGAAUGUCUUGUAGAUUUCUGAUACUUUUGUUGGGCUCAUGAGAUGUAUUGGUGUUAUACCUAAUUGGUGUUAAGACAAGACUGUUGCAUUUUCUGUGUCUUCAACACACAUUUGCUUACAAAUCACACACACACACA
Messenger RNA from Carassius auratus (goldfish), 1986 nucleotides. Its product is annotated as transmembrane protein 178A. The transcript is spliced from 4 exons. Bases 850 to 1755 code for a protein of 301 amino acids. Gene Ontology annotation, biological process: regulation of cytosolic calcium ion concentration; negative regulation of osteoclast differentiation. Gene Ontology annotation, cellular component: endoplasmic reticulum membrane. Lineage: Eukaryota; Metazoa; Chordata; Actinopteri; Cypriniformes; Cyprinidae. The record is from RefSeq and is a predicted model, not a curated record.